AUGAUUAUGCGACACCAUCUCUGUGAGAACCUAAGAGACGAGUUUGGAUAUGUUAAUGAUCCUCAUAAUCUCUGGUCAUUUUUGAAUUUUAGAUUCUGUGAGCCAUUGUUGCACGAUUCCAAGAAAAAAUGGGAAGCUCUAAGGUUCCAGGAUUAUGAAUCCGUGGACAAUUAUCACUCUGAUCUUAUGAGAAUCACCUAUAGUCUUAGACUAUGUGGUGAAUUGGUAACAAACGAGGAUUUGUUAAACAAAACUCGUGACACAUUCCAUUCAGAGGAAGUGUUGUUAUCACAUCAGGCCAAAGGUUUCACCACCUAUUAUGACCUAUUCUCAUAUUUAUUAGACAUUGAGAAAAAGAAGCAGAAAAGGAUGGAUAACAUCAGACGGUUUAAUGACAUCAUGGAGAUAUGUUAUGAAGUACUAAACAGUGAGAUGAAAAUCCCUGAAGCUAAUAAAGCCACAUUUGAUAAGAAGAGAUCUGAGGAGGAUUCCGAGUGGGCACUCAUGGACCAUGAGGUCGGAUUAUACACUGAAUAA
Messenger RNA from Brassica napus (rape), 537 nucleotides. RefSeq lists its product as uncharacterized. Bases 1 to 537 code for a protein of 178 amino acids. The record is from RefSeq and is a predicted model, not a curated record. NCBI's taxonomy places the organism in Eukaryota, Viridiplantae, Streptophyta, Magnoliopsida, Brassicales, Brassicaceae. The transcript has a single exon.